UUAAUAUAGCAGUGUAGCUUAAGCCUUCAAAGAGUUUAGAUCACUCUCUACCAUAAUAUUCUAAUUCCAAAAAAGUUAUAAAAUAAAAAAUAGAAAAACCAUGUUUCUACUAAAAUUAGCACUUUCACUUUUAUGUGCAACCACCUACACAUCAACAACAACUGCCGCCAACUCCAUCUAUUCAACCUGCACCAGAGAUAUUUGUAAUUGUCUGCCAGGCACCCACGAGGCAACCCUCGCUCCAGGUCUCAAAUACUGCGCCACAGAUAGCACCGAAAAAUGCAUGGAAUUCGCCGUACGACUUUCGCCCACUGUUUGUGAAUGCAAAAGAGGCUAUAAGUUCAAUGUCGACCGAACAAAGUGUUUUCCGAUGAAUAACCGCAGUGAUGACUUCGUUGACAGAUUCAGAGAUGAGCUAUCGAGUACGGCAACUACGAGCUUUGUGGACGUUGAUAAAACCACGACAGAAUAUGAGAAUAACGCGGGCAACACUACAACAAGUGAUGGGAAUAACUCGAACGAAGUGCCAACAGAGGACCCCUUAAGCUUAGCGACGAAACCAGAGUUGGACAACAGCAAAUCUUUUUAUAUAUGGAUCGGAGUGGCGUUAACGGGCACUGCUCUUUUAGUAUUUCUAGCAUCUUUGUAUUAUAUUUCGAAAAGGAAAUGAGUUCACUCUGCUUGAAGAAAGCGAACUCAAAUGAAAUUAAUUUCGGUUUCAUAUAUUUGCCAACUUCCUUAAAUCGAUGAGUUGCAAAAGUUUGCUAAUUAAAAGUCUUUUUUAAUUUUUAUUUAAUAUGUUUCAAAUAGCUGAAAAAAUGAAUCUGCUGAUUUUGUUAAAUUUGAACUGGUUUGUGAAAUAAAUGAAAACCUUCCGCGUAUCCAAUGAACGAAGAUAUGCAAGGCAUUCUGCUUAAGCGAAGACACUGUA
Messenger RNA from Anastrepha ludens (Mexican fruit fly), 931 nucleotides. RefSeq lists its product as uncharacterized. The transcript has a single exon. The coding region runs from base 101 to 670 and encodes 189 amino acids. The record is from RefSeq and is a predicted model, not a curated record. NCBI's taxonomy places the organism in Eukaryota, Metazoa, Arthropoda, Insecta, Diptera, Tephritidae.